GCUUCCUUGUAGAGUGGAGGGAGGCGGCUUUAGGAGAAGUCGCAGGGAGGAAGUGAAGCGCCUCAUACACUGGGUACACGGCGGAGAGUUGGUGCCGGGAACUUGUGGUAUGAGCGGUGGGGAUCGCUGCCCUUUCUCUGAAGGAUGACUAUACUUGCGGAGCUGUGGAGGAGACUUCCUCUGGCCGCUGGCUACCAGGCAAGACAUGUAAGACAUAGGUUGCAGCUGUGCACUGGGGUAUUCUACAGCACACAACCGCCCUCUAGUGAUGUGAUCAUUCAGUACAAUCAUGGGCUCCCUGUUGUAACGCUCACACUACCAUCUCGAAAUGAACGUUGCCAAUUCACCAUUAAGCCCAUGAGCACAACAGUGGGACAGUUUUUAAAGGACAUCCAAAAGGAAGACCAAGGAAUUGACAAACUAGUAGCCAUAUCAACAGAUGGAACAAAGUUUUCUUCCGCCACACUGAUGAAUGACUUACUAAAGGAUAAUUUUCAGCUUGUUAUAAACAAAUCAACACAUCAUGUCAGGCCACCUCCCAUCGAAAAUCUGCAGACUGAGUGCUCUGAACAACUGGACCCAACUAAAUGUAUGGUUCAAGACUUGCAUACGGUUUUCUAUUACGAAGAACACCUGCUCCGGAAAGAGCAGCAGAUUAUCCAAAGGUUGGAGAACCUGAAGGAAGAGUUGCAACCAUUGGAGGAGAUUAAGAGGAGUAUAAUGGCUGUAGCAGAGGCCAGAACUGCACGUCUCAAGUGGGUUGGGUUGGCAUACCUUUCUACACAGGGUGGGGCUCUGGCUUGGUUGACCUGGUGGGUCUACUCUUGGGAUAUCAUGGAACCUGUAACUUACUUCAUUACGUAUGGAAGUGCCAUUGCUUUCUAUGCCUACUUCCUUCUAACCAAAGUGGACUAUGUUUAUCCAGAAAUCAGUGACCGUCAGUUCCUACAUUUCUUCUACAGAAAAGCCAAAGUGAGGUCAUUUGAUAUUGAAAAGUACAACAGAUUAAAAUAUGAGUUUGCAGAGAUUGAAGAAAGCUUAAGGCGGCUGAGAAAUCCUAUACAACUGAAGUUACCCAUUGAACAACUACGUGAGGGACAAUAGAUUUACAUUUUUAUGCAGUAUAGAUCAUUUUUCAUGCUUUAAAUAGUUUUGUAAAAUUAACAUUCUUUUGAUCACUUCUUUCAAAGACUACAAUAAAACAUGUAUGACUGGAGGUAGACUUAUUUUUGUAUUGCCAUUCUUAAUCUAAAAAACACAACUACAAAUAGAUUUGAUCUAAGCCGAUAUGUACAUUACUGUAUAUUGUUCUAUACUAUACGGUCCCCUCUAAUGUACUCAGCAGGCAGGACCAGAUCUGGACUGUUUGCCAGUAAUACACACACAAACUAACUCUCUUAGUUGCAAUGACAUAUUCCUAAUGGGAUGAUUUACACAGUACUCUACUAUAGAUGGCAUGUGGGGGGAGAAGGGGUUACUGAUGCACUGCUAUAACAAGGUGAUAUGUCAGUAGAAAUGAAAGAAACAGCAGCAGCACAGCAAGAUGGGUUACACUAAACACUGAACUGCUACUGAGAUAUGAAGGAAGCCUUGAUAUUUUGGACAGUGCACAUCUUUUGGAUGAUAGAGAAAGCCUCAGCUUGCAUGCAUACAACUCAGGGUCUUUUUUUUUACAAUUGGAAAGCUGAGUCCCGGCAGGGACAAGAGAACUCUCUGCUCCCUGUCCUGCUGCUCAGCCUUGUUGUGUGGUGCUAGCGCUGCAUGCUUCCAUAGUAAUCAGACCCUACCAAAGGCGCCCAGAGCAGCACAGCAGCCAGGACAGUGUAUUUCCAGGAGGACAUGUUAUUUAAGGUCAGUAUUCCCCAAUCUAUGCCUCUCCAGAUGGUGGAUAACUACAACUCACAUCAUGACCUUCUGUUGUGGCAUGAUGGUAGUUGGAGUUUUGCAACAUCUUGAGAGCCAUAGAUUGGAAAACAAUGUUUCCUGGUUAGAUUGCACAGAUGAUUAGGGACAUGGUGGCACAGAUGGUUGGGGCAUGGUUCAUUAGGUGCAUGGUGGUACAAUGUGAUACAAACUGGCUGCACAGUACAUUAGGGGCAUGGUAGUGCAGAUCAAUGAAGUAUAGUGGCACAGAUAUUUGGGGCACUUAAACAUUUAUUGAUAUGUGUUGCAUGUAAAUGUUCCACAGUAAUAGAUUACUCAGCAAUUAGACCAGAUAUUUUCAUAGUGAAAAAAUUAGUGCGGCCCAUGCACAUACAUUUCUGAUAUUGUGGACCACUGUAGAAAAAACUUGGACACCCCUACUCUAGGGGACAAUUACAAGCUAGCAUUGAUCAUUUAGAUCAUCAUUUUGUUGUUAUCUAAGGCAGACUGUACCAGCAGAAUUAUUAUGCAGGUAUAGAGACCUAGUAAAGGUGAUCAGUGUGUUUGUGUGGGGUCCCUGGGGGGGCACUUGGCUUUAAAAUGUCACAGUCACUAUAGAUCACUGCAUUUAAAUGGGUUCAUGAACAACAUCAGUGCCAUAGUUUUUGUCAGUAAUUGAUGGUGAGUGUCAGCUGCUAAUAGCAGCCAGCACCAACUAUUUAUAAAGUGAGCUUAGCUUUAUUGUCUUUGCUGCAUUGUCUGUAAAAGGUAUCUGCUUUAAAAAAUGAAUAGGGUAAGGAUUAAUUAUUUGGAAAAUUGAGUUAUAAAUAUCUUACAGAUCACAUAGGCUAUCACGUUGAGGGAAGGUUUUUAAAAAGACGGUGACCAUUUAAGGCCCAUUUACAAAUGGUGAUCAUUGCAAAAAUUAAAAGCAUUGUGUAGAAAUUUUAAAUAUAGGGAGACUAAAUGAUUUGUCUUAAUUAUGCCUGUAAAUUGAUCUUAGAAAAUAAAAUGUAAUAAAAACUUGUUGAAACGAAAUGUUGCCUCCCGAGUUUG
Messenger RNA from Hyla sarda, 2919 nucleotides. RefSeq names its product mitochondrial calcium uniporter dominant negative subunit beta (gene MCUB). Gene Ontology annotation, biological process: calcium import into the mitochondrion; mitochondrial calcium ion homeostasis. The coding region runs from base 145 to 1104 and encodes 319 amino acids. Gene Ontology annotation, cellular component: uniplex complex; mitochondrial inner membrane. NCBI's taxonomy places the organism in Eukaryota, Metazoa, Chordata, Amphibia, Anura, Hylidae. Gene Ontology annotation, molecular function: calcium channel inhibitor activity. The record is from RefSeq and is a predicted model, not a curated record. The transcript is spliced from 8 exons.